Scleropages formosus (Asian bonytongue) is the source of this 7080-nucleotide messenger RNA. Its product is annotated as serine/threonine-protein kinase LMTK1-like. The coding region runs from base 638 to 5548 and encodes 1636 amino acids. The transcript is spliced from 14 exons. Gene Ontology annotation, molecular function: ATP binding; protein tyrosine kinase activity. Gene Ontology annotation, biological process: brain development; peptidyl-tyrosine autophosphorylation. NCBI's taxonomy places the organism in Eukaryota, Metazoa, Chordata, Actinopteri, Osteoglossiformes, Osteoglossidae. The record is from RefSeq and is a predicted model, not a curated record.
CGCCGCGCGCGCUCCCGUCUCCUCUCCUCUCCUCUCUCUCCCCCCCCGCGGUCCAUUACAUGAAGAUGGCGCUGCACCACCUGCAUCCCUCAACGCCGCUCUCGCGCCUCGGCUGCUCCUAGUCCUGCAAGACACAAGCCUGGAGAAGAAGAUCGGUCAAGGACUCCUCCUUCUCCUCCUCAUCAUCAUCAUCAUCAUCGUCGUCAUCAUCAUCUACCGGGAUUCGUCUGUGUGCGCGCGCGGCAUGGGAUGGACGCGCGACGAGGGGCUGUAGGGGGGCGGCGCGCGGGGGGUCCUCUGCUGCAGAGACGCGUCUGAGCGGCAGCAGCAACAGCAGCAACAGUGAGCGGCGGCGGUGGCGGCUGGACGCGCUCGCUCGCUCGCUCGCUCGUCGCGGAGGCGGAUGCGAGGAAACGGCGCGACCCCCAGCGCGGCCGCCCGUCACUGAGCGCAAGGAGCGCGAGCCCGCAGAGCAUCAUCCGGACACAUGAUAAUGACGAUGAUCACCACGAUGGGGCGGCGGGGCGUCUGACAGCAGCUCGGCGCGAUGCACCUCCUCGGACGGCCCCCCUGCGCUUCUUCAUCCUAACGGAGCCGCGCGAGCACGAGGAGGAGGAGGAGCGCGUGGCCGAGGAGGAUGUCCGCCGCCGUCUGCGUCGCGGUCAUGUCGGCGUCGUUCUUCAACCCCAGCUUCGCCUUCAGCUCACAUUUCGACACAGAUGGUGCGCCCUUGAAUGAGCUCUCCUGGUCCUCCUCCUUGGCUGUGGUUGCCGUUUCCUUCUCUGGGCUCUUCACCUUCAUCUUCCUCAUGCUGGCUUGCCUGUGCUGCAAGAAGGGGGACAUCGGUUUCAAGGAGUUCGAUAACACAGAGGGCGAAGAGUACCAGACGGACCUAUCCGCCCUCGGCUCCCCCACCUCACAGACCGGCCCCGAGGUCUACAUCCUGCCCUUGACUGAUGUGUCAGUCACUGUGUCCAAGCAGCCAAGUAAAUCAGUUCAGCUGCUUAAGUCAUCAGACUUCGGUCGCCACAGUCUGCUGUACCUGAAGGACAUUGGCCAUGGCUGGUUUGGCAAGGUUUUACUGGGGGAGGUCAAUGUGGGCCACAGCACCACCCAGGUAGUGGUGAAGGAGCUGAAUGCCAGCGCUAGUGUCCAGGACCAGAUGCAGUUUCUGGAGGAGGUCCAGCCCUACCGUGCCCUCCAGCACCCUGCUCUCCUCCAGUGUCUGGCACAGUGUACCGAGGUCACACCCUAUCUUCUCGUCAUGGAGUUCUGCCCUCUGGGAGAUGUGAAGGGAUACCUGCGCAGCUGCCGGCCAAAUGACUCUGUGACCCCUGACCCCUCGAUUCUCCAGCGGAUGGCAUGUGAGAUCGCCUCUGGUCUUCUGCAUCUCCACAAAUACAAUUACAUUCACAGUGAUUUGGCCCUGCGGAACUGCCUGCUGACUGCUGACAUGACAGUGAAGAUCGGGGACUACGGCCUGUCCCAUAAUAAAUACAAAGAUGAUUACUUUGUAACUCCGGAUCAGCUCUGGGUUCCUCUGCGCUGGAUUGCCCCCGAGAUCAUCGAUGAGGUCCAUGGAAACCUGCUAAUGGUGGAUCAGACCAAGACCAGCAACAUCUGGUCUCUGGGGGUGACAAUUUGGGAGCUGUUUGAGCUGGGAAGCCAGCCGUACCGACACUACUCAGACCGGCAGGUGCUUACUUACGCAGUGAAAGAACAGCAGCUGAAACUCCCUAAACCAGAGCUGAAGAUCCCACUCUCUGAACGUUGGUAUGAGGUGAUGCAGUUCUGCUGGUUGCAGCCCGAUCAGAGGCCUACUGCAGAGGAAGUUCAUCUGUUGCUGGGCUACCUGUGUGCAAAGGGAGCCAGUGAAGGCGAGGAAGACUUUGAAGCACGCUGGAUCUCCUUGCGGCCCGGGGCAGGACACAGUGGCACGGAAGCAGGGGUAGAACUGGCCUCGUCUGCAUCCUCCUCUUUCCCCUUGCUGGAACACUUCUCGGCGGGUGACAGCUUCCCGGAUGAGCCAGGCGAUGACAUCCUGACAGUCACAGAAACCAGCCACGGGCUCAACUUUGAGUACAAGUGGGAGCAAACUCGCCACGAGCAACCCUACUGUGCCUCCUCCACCAGUGGGCCGCUGGGCCAAAGCAACCCCCACUAUCAGGACAUCUAUUACCCAACAAGAAGUGCUAUGAGCAGCUGUGGGGGUGACCGACAUCCACUGGGCGUUUCCCCAUCUUUCUACAAAUCAAAGGAACUGCAUACUCCUGGGGUGGUUCCAGUACUGAGUGCUCACAGCCCCUCUGUAAGUAGUGAGUACUACAUCCGGAUUGAAGAACCCAUUGAGUGCAAUAUCAACUUGGACUAUUCUACAAGUGACUGCAGCCCUGGCUUUGAAGGAAGCAACAGCAGCUUUGUAGCAGACAGUGGUGGAUCUGGGAAUGGCAUGAGCUGUUCUGAUCAAGCCCAGCCAAACUCCUACUGGUCAACAGACGCUCACAAAGUUGAUAUCUACGAUUCUGAUGCUAGCCCAGCCAUAUCUCCCACCAUGGAGCCUUUGCUGAGGCAGACAUCUGACACUAGUCAAGGAAACCACUGGCAUUCUGGACAGCGGUUCUCAUACAAAGAUGGACAAGAGAUCUACUACAAACAUUCACCUUCCACAGGAGAAGAAAACAGGGUUUUAAAGGAAUACCCUUCAGAAUCCCACCAGAAUUCCUGGAGACUGCAAAGCCUGUCUCAAAGGGAGACAGAGUUAGGGAGCCCACUGUCCAUCUCCCCGCCCCUUAGUAGCCCCAAUCUGAGGUACUGUGACCCCUACUUGGAAGGCAGGCAGGGACCUGUUGAAAGCAAGAGUACAGCUAGCGAGGUCUACCACAACAUGAUGGGUUCUUUACGGAAAGCUAUGUCUGGGCCCUGUGACAUUGACAUUGAGAGAGAGGGAAGCCUGGUUGCUGAGGAAAUGGACAACAACUCUCAAGAUGAAGGAUAUCAGUUAUCACAGAGAGAGGCUAAUAAAUGGACAACAAACUGCUCUUCCAACAACAACCAUUCAAACUAUGACUGUCAACCAGUUGGUAGAGGAACCCAAGAAACCUUUGUCGAUGUUCAUUACAGCUUGCCCUUGAAAGACCCCAAAAAUAUAUGGCCAGAGAUCCUGGGAUCUACAGAAAUUCAAAAGCAGAUAUUCUCUCCAUCCAAAACUCUCACUCCUAUAGAGGCUACAACCAAAACUAAUGGUCCCAGUUCCCCGAGUAAACCCCAUGUGCCAAGCUCUGCGGAAUGCAAGGCAUUUACUGCUAUGUGCCAUGAAGAUGGAGAAUUACCCACCAAAUGCCAACUAAUGUUAGAGACUCCUCCAUUUGAUUCCAUCUUAGGCUCUACAGAAAAGCUCUGCUCUUCUAAUGAAUGUAUUGAAAAGAAAGAUGUAGAUGAGCCAUGGAAGGAAGAAGAAGAAGAAAUCCCAUCUCCCUCUAGAAAGGGGAGUGUUACAGAAUCAUUGGACUGUAAGCUUGACCUAAAGCUAUGGAAGGAAGAACCCCUCUCUGAUCACAAUGAGGCCAAAAAAGUUGUGGUUGGUGAGAUACUUCCAGAAAUAGGGGUAAAUUUCAAACAAGAUACAAGUUUAAAGAACUCUAGAGUCAAUGUAGACACGUCAGAGCCAGCUUCAGAAAGCAGUCGUACUGUGGACAGUGGGUUGGAAGCUGGUUGUUCCAGCGUCAGCAUGAUAGAUAUUAAUGACUGCAGCGAUGACGACGACAUCACUGACAUCACCUCUGGAAUUUUCACAGAUUUUGUGGAUUCCACAGAGGUGGGAGGAGAUGUUACUGUCAUUAUCAGGUCACUCCGGAAGCAGGUGGGAACUCCAGACUCUGUAGACUCCAUAGACCUUCCCUCAGCCUCAGGUUCUUGUGAGACCUUUAGCCCAGCUUCCUUCUGUCCAUCCACCCAGUCUAAAGCUGUGGACAGUGGGUAUGACACAGAGAACAAUGAGUCACCAGAAUUCAUCUUGAAAGAUCCUUCUGAGCAAAGAAUUCAAGAUGGAAAGCCAUGUCUCAUAGGAAGCCCUGUUUUGGGAAUGGAUGGGGCAGAUUUGGUUCUGCAGGUAGAUUUGGAAAAAGAUACGGAUGCCAUGGUUUCCUUAAAAUCUCAUAGCACUGAGGUUGAAAUUACUGGGCUCAGUGACAAGAACCCAUAUAGAGAUUCUGCUUAUUUCUCCGACUAUGACACUGAAAAUGAAAGGUGGUCUCGGGAAGAAGGGGACUUUCCAGAGAAGCUGGAAGAUGGUGACUUUGCUGGGCAAGAGGCUGAAAAGGAAGACCUUUCCAGGUAUACAGGAACAGAACAAUUCAACCCUCAGAUUAAAGAAGGAGAGAAAUACCUUUUUGAAGGUUUGGAUAAGGGUACAAUCAUUGAGGCUGACAAGCCAGAAUCCGGUGCAUCCUCAGUUCCUGUUCUCUCAACAUUGUCUCCCUCCCCUCCAGAAAUGGGUGGCUGUUUGACCAAAGAGUCCUCACAGGAUGAAGGGCUGUCGCUGGAUUCUGAGCAGUCUGGAGAGGAACAGUCGUCAGAAUGUGCAUCAUCAUCAUCCACAGUCUCUACUGGGUCAUCUACACAGCAGGAAUACCCUACCACAGGAAAACAAGUAAUACAGGGCAAAGAGGACUCUCCAGAGGAGGUAUUGAUUAUGUCAGACUCCACCUCUAGAGAUACCCUAGGGGAAUUCUCUAUGGAUAUUAAGGAUGAGGAGCAAGAUCAUUCCACAAGGACCAAAAAGAAAGAAGUAAUAGAGGUUGGUGGAAAUUCCUCUUGGGGAGCCACAAGCACAGAGCACAAAGUACAAGGUGUGGAGAAGCUCCAGGAAACUGCAGGGGACACUACUCUCAUUGUCCCAAUAGCAGACGGGGAGGAUGCAGAUGAGGAAGACGGGGAUUCAGAUGACAGCGAGGAGUCGGAUGAAGAGCUUGGCUGCUACAACAUCCAGGAACAAAGCGAAGAGAGCGAGGAGGAGUCACCAACAGUGCCCAUCGUGGUGAGCGACCACAGUGAUGCUCGGAACCUCCGCAGCCUCCUCAAGAUGCCUACCCUCCUAACAGAGUCCUUCUGUGAUGACCUGGACCGCAAGAAGAAGGCAGUGUCCUUUUUUGAUGAUGUUACCGUCUACUUGUUUGACCAGGAGAGUCCCACUCGGGAUUUGGUUGAACCAGACUUCCCUCCAAGAGAGGAAUCCAGUGGACACUCUGAGAGUCAUAAGUCACAACCCCAAGAAAGAAUCAAUGCCUCUGAUGACUCCUCUGACGGAAACAUCUCAGAAGAAAGUGGUGGGUUUGAGUGGGAAGAUGAUUUCCCACUGAUGGCCAGCUCACCUGCAACAGUGCAAGCUUCGGGUGAUGCUGUGGCUUGUGCUGCUCCCUCUGCGACUCCAGAGAUAAAGCCAGCCAUCCCUUUUUCAAGAUUCAGCGUCUCGCGCUUUUCCAUUACACACGUGUCUGACUCCGAUGUGGAAUCUGCAGGAGGGAGCAGUGAAGAUGGGGAGCGAGAGUAAGGGAGAGUUCUACACAUCCCCUCCAAACAUACCUGCUGUAAAGGGGGAAAGUGUACAUGUCCCCAGCCUUCUGAAAGAACAGCAUGUUCUUUUAUCUUGUUCCAUUUUCCAUCCGGACUUCGGGCUACCUUUCUACGGUACCCCAUUUUGAGACAGUGCCUCUGAACUCCAUUAACCCUGGGAUAUUCUACAACCCUUCAGCAUAAUGUGUGACUUCAACAAGAUCAAUUACUCAAAAAUACAAACAACUAUAUGGAAAAUACACAUAUAUAAAUAUACAUUCAACUUAUAUUAACUAUUUUCCAUUCAUCAUCAAAGCACAUUUACAGGCUACUUAUAUGGGAAAAUGGAAGGAGAAUUAUGUAUAAAGAGGGGGCUUCAGUGCCCUUACACUUCAUUGGCUGCUGCAAUUUGUUGUUUGACUUACAAGAGAUUUUGUACAGCUACCUGCUGCUGCUUUGUACCAUCAUCAUAAACAGGUGACCAACAGUUUCAAGCAGGGGCAUCCAGUGUAUUUGGGGUUCAGAUCAAGGAAGGAGCUAAACGAACCCCAAAUUGUUGCCUCUCUUUAGAACUUAAGCUUCCAGCAUCCUGGACCAUGAGGGGUUAUGACAUUUGUCAUGCAGGACUUCUGAUACCCAACUCACAUGACAACACCCAAGGAAAACCAGUUCCUUCAACCCCAGCUCUCUCAAGUCAUGCGUGAACAAAACUUUGGCUGUUGUCAAAGUUGUGGUAUUUCAUGAAGCUCUUUCCUGUUCAAUUGUGGAGACAAGAUGUUAUCACACUGGGUGAAACUAAAGUCUUGAAGAUUUAUCCAGCACUGAGAACUGGUCAUCAGAAAGGUGUUUCGUUUUCAUAUGUGACAGAGUGCUCACAUCAAGGACUUCUUUUGCAGUAGAACACAGUAUUGGCUGUACUGUAUUUCCUGAAGGCCACAAAUACGUGUGGUUUGUCAUCACUUCCUUUUCAUACACAGAUGUGAAGCACUUUCCAAAAUGGUUUUAACCUCAGGACACAUGGGAAAUUCAUUGACGGAUUCAUUGAUUUUUCUCUAACCAGACAACCGGCAGCUCCAGUUCCGUGUGGAGCUGCACUACUCUUCCAGUCCUGUGUGAAAACCGUGGUUCUCUCACCAGACUUUGUCAUGAAUAAAUAAUUGUGAUGUAAGAAGAGAAAAAAAAAAGAAAAAAAAAAAAAAACGAACUUACCAAGGUUGAGAAUGGCUUCCAUUUUUGUCGCACCAGAGCUUCAUGGAGAAGCUCCUCUUACUGCUUACUUCAGACAAUUUUAAAUCACACGUUAGAUGUUGACCGUUUCAAAGGAUGCAAUAUGGUUUUAUCUGUAAUCCCAUGACGUUUUAGACAUAGGACUGUUCUAGUAUAUCAUUUAUUAAAGACUUUUUUUUUUCUAAAGUAAUGCACAUUGAACUAUUUAAGAAAAGCAGAUUAAGGUGUACAGUAGAAAACUUAGACUUCAUGAGGAGGCAGAUGUAAUUAUGAGUACGGAGAUUAAACAUCCAUUUCAGACUG